CGUACGCGCAUGCGCGGGUGCGACGCCGGCUCACUUUACCCCUCCUCUGUUCUCUGUGGGCCGCGCUGUGCGGUAGGGCGGUGAUAGUGUUGGAGGGGCAGGGGAGGCUCUCCAGCGCUCAAGACACCCGAGUAGCAGCCCUGUGUCGAAGGCGUUGGUUUGGUGAGACACCAGCGCGUCCUGUCCCACCUCAGGGCAGUGUAAACUGCGUGGGCUGUGUGUGUGUGUUACCCAGACUGCCCGGCAGACACGAGCCGGUUAAGAUGGGCUUGUUCAUAACUAUUAAUAUCCGUUAAGUCUACGGCUUCGUCGGGAGGGGAAGUGGAGAGGGAGGCACUUUCUGGCGACCAGUGACAGGACCCGAGGGCAGGACAUGAAGCUGUGUCAGGGGAGGUUUAGGGUUGGAUACUUAAAAAGUUUUUUCCCUCAGAGGGUUGUUGGGAACUGGAACAGUCCCCCCGGAAAAGUGGUCACUGCAUCGGCCUGACCGAGCUCAAAAAUUGUUUGGACAAUGCUUUUCACGCACAGGGUGUGACUUAUGAUUGUCCUGUGCAGGGCCAGAAGUCAGACUCGAUGAUCCUUGGAGCAACAAAAAUGGCCAACCAAGAAGCAGCAGAGAUACAAAUUUCGGAGUUAGAUUUACUGUCUAGCAUGUUUCCUUAUGAGGAAGAGUUUGCUGUCACAGACCAACUGGCUCUAGCUGAACUGAAAUACUAUGUUGAAAAUGAGUCUGCAGAGGUGCCAUCUUCAAAAGUUCAGUUUUUACUGAACAUAAAGACAGAGGUGCCUAAUGCCUCUACGGUGGAAUUCUCUAUAUCCUGUGCUUUACCAUUUAAAUAUCCAAGUGUUCUCCCAGAAAUUACCGUGAGGUCAUCAUUAUUAAGCCGCUCUCAGCAGAUUCUUCUGAACUCUGAUCUGAAAACAUACUUGAUGCAAAACUUCAGUGGCGAGCCCUGCAUACUGAGUGCAAGGGAAUGGGUUAAAGAUCAUGCAGCUGCUUACAUUGACAAAGAUCUUUCAUCCUUCUCAAUGGCAGCCUCAGAUGCCACGAAGUCAGAAGUCACCACAUUCACUCGAUUGUGGAUCUACAGUCAUCACAUUUACAACAAGCAAAAAAGAAAGAAUAUUAUUGACUGGGCCAAGGAGCUCUCUCUGUCAGGGUUUUGCAUGCCAGGAAAGCCAGGUGUUGUUUGUGUAGAAGGUUUACAAAGUAGUUGUGAAGAGUUCUGGUCAAGGAUAAGAAGAUUAACAUGGAAGAGAAUCCUUAUUCGGCACCGCGAAGAUGUUUCUUUGGAAGGUGGAGGACAUGCUGAGAUCCAGAAGCAACGAAAGUUCCCCGCUUUGGAAGAAAAAUGUUUUGAUGCACAUGGUGCCCGGGGAAAUCAUAUGGACUUGGGGCAACUAUAUAAUUUUUUAGAAGAAAAAGGAUGUGCUGACAUAUUUCAAAUGUACUUUGGGGUUGAAGGGCAUUCAAGGGGUUGAUCAGCAGAGGCCCCAGCAGCUACAUUUUUAAUUUAAUCCUCUUAACAGAUUCCUUAGCUUUUCUGCAACAGUUGAUCAGAGAGGGAAUUAAUAGUUCAUGAUUCAUGUGAUGAAUUCAGUUUUCAGUAUAAAAAAAUAUCCAGCGAAGUCCUGAAUAAUGGAAAUGACUGUAUGAAUGCUUUGUGCACUUUCUGGUGUUAAAAGAGAUUUAGGGUACAUACCUAUUUAAAAUGAAAGAAAAUGUGUUUGACAACCUACUGGACAGUUACAGAAUUGUAGAUGGAUGAAUGUGGUGAAUAUACAAAUAAGACAAAAUUGCAGUGUGGGUAUCUCAGGAGUGAGAAGAUGAUGUUUACAUUAAUUGUUACUGUUUACAUACCCUUAAUGAAAACUUGUUUUCUAAACAAUCUUCUACAUUCAACCUGAAAGUUUAGUAAGCCCUGAGAUCAUUAUUUUAUUUUAAAAAAGAACAAAUGGAGAGAGCAAGUUUACUGGAGUCUUAUUCAUGCUACCAAGAUAAGCUAGGAUUCCUACUCUAAGGCUUAAGAAUUUUCUGUAGUAAAAGUGUGUGUGCAGGUAAGAUAGAUACCAUGGUGUCUCCACUACACCUGUUAAUUUGGUUUGUGUAAAAGCAGCGGGGUACCAAGGAUCGGGUUCCCUUAUAGCACGCUCAAAAACUCUGAAACGAUCCUCAGCCUUCUGAGUUACCAAGUUUUCAAUCCUGUAAUGUGAAGUGCAUUAUGUAUUUUUGAGUGGGAUUUCAACAAAGUUGUAUCAAUGAAUGCUAAUUUUGCAGAUACUGCAUCUAAAUCCCUGUAGAAAAAGCAGACAUUGGUUUCUUUUGAUUAAAUAUUUUUAUUAAAUAUUGAUUAAA
Messenger RNA from Melospiza georgiana, 2356 nucleotides. It is a transcript of the gene RWDD2B, whose product is annotated as RWD domain containing 2B. The transcript is spliced from 5 exons. Lineage: Eukaryota; Metazoa; Chordata; Aves; Passeriformes; Passerellidae. Bases 574 to 1482 code for a protein of 302 amino acids. Gene Ontology annotation, molecular function: protein binding. The record is from RefSeq and is a predicted model, not a curated record.